ACCGUUUUUCUCUCCUCCGUGUAGAGCCGAAAAAACAAGGGCAUCCAUCGCGCUCCUCAUCUUCCUCGCCACCAAAUCUUGGCUGAAAACAUAUCUCAUUUUGUCAUUUCUCCAGCUGUAAACACCCCUAUCUGUCUCCUCUUCCUCUCCACCUGGGAGGUUUUGGUUUCCAGCCCUGAAGGAGGGGAUUGCCGAGCCGAGCGGCAGGGCGUGAGAGGCGGAUGCUGCGAGCGUAGAGUCUGGGUACGAACCGGGAGCAUCACCGUCACGCACUCAGCACCACGAUGGACAGAAUGAAUUUUCUCUCCUUCUUCCUCCUUUGCUUGACUUCAGUUGCCAGUAGCAACAAAGCCAAUAAGCACAAGCCAUGGAUCGAGACAGAGUACCAGGGAAUUGUCAUGGAGAACGACAACACCGUGCUGCUCAACCCCCCCCUCUUCGCCCUGGACAAAGAUGCUCCUCUGCACUACGCUGGUGAAAUCUGUGGUUUCCGGGUCCACAAUGGCCCCUCGGGUUCGGGCUCGGUCCAGUUCGAGGCGGUUGUUCUGGACCGAUCCACCGGAGAGGGUCUGGUCCGGUCCAAAGAGCCGCUGGACUGCGAGAGCCAGCGCGAGCACAGCUUCACCAUCCAGGCCUACGACUGCGGGGAGGGACCCGACGGAGUCAACAGCAAGAAAUCACACAAGGCCACGGUUCAUGUUCGUGUAAACGACGUCAAUGAGUUUUCCCCGGUGUUUGUCGAGCGUCGCUACGAGGCGUCGGUCCCAGAAGGACGUCUGUUUGACCGGAUCGUGCGCGUGGAGGCCCUGGAUGCCGACUGCUCCCCGCAGUACAGCCAGAUCUGCUUCUACGACAUCAUCACUCCUAAUGUGCCCUUCGCUAUUGACAACGAUGGUAACAUUAAGAACACUGAGCCGUUGGACUCCAAGCGGCAGCGCGUUCACACCUUCUGGGUGACCGCCUUCGACUGCGGGAAGAACCGCGCGCAGGCCGACGCUCAGGUCGUCGUCACGGUCAAGCCGUCUUGCAAACCGGGCUGGAUCGGAUGGGCUAAGCGUGUGGAGUACACCCCCGGAUCCGGAAGCAUCCCCCUGUUUCCCAGCCUGCACCUGGAGACCUGCGAGGAGACGGUGUGGAACAUCCAGGCCACCGUAGAGCUGCAGACCGGACACAUCGGGAAGGGCUGCGACCGAGACAGCUACUCGGACAGAUCAGUGCGACGCCUGUGUGGUGCUGUGAGGGGUGAGGUAGACCUCCUCCCACCUCCUUCUCCUGCUGCCAACUGGACCUCCGCUCUGCCCACGCUGCCCUCCUCCGAUUCUUCUCUCGUCUUCUCCUUCAACGGAUCCAACCACGUCGCUGUGGUGCCGGACGCGGUGGUCUCUGCGCUGUCCGGAGACCACUUCACCCUGCAGCUGUGGAUGAGGAGGGGCGGGGCCAACAUCCAGCCCGCGACCCCCCAGACCAGAGGCAGCCGCAAGGAGGAGGAGACCAUCGUGUGCAGCACUGUCAAGAACGACGAUUCCAUCUCCCAUUAUUCCCUCUCCGUGCACGGCUGCCGCCUCUCGCUCUUCUACUGGCCCGACGUCUCCGCUGCACGGCCCGUCAAGUUCCUGUGGAAACUGGAGCAGGUGUGUGACAGUGAGUGGCAUCAUCUUUCACUCAGCGUCCAGUUCCCCUCGGUGACCCUGUAUGUCGAUGGCGUGACCUUCGACCCCGCCCUCAUCCACGACAACGGAGCCAUCCCCAACCCUGCCCCCCGCCAGAGGAUGCUCAUCGGCGCCUGCUGGGAGCCCGAGGAGAAGCAGAAGGAGAUUCUGAACAACACCAUCCCCGAGGGGAAAGACUCCGUGAAGUAUGUGGGUGGAUACCACGGCCUCCUUUCGGGGGUGACGGUGCGCCCCGGCAGCGUGGAGCCUCACAGUGUGGUGGAGUGUCUCUACGCUUGCAGGGAGGGCCUCGACUUCGGGGACCUGGAGACUCUGGGCUCCGGCAUGAAGGUCCAUGUGAACCCCAGCCAGUCGGUGCUGGUUCUGGAGGGAGACGACAUCGAGAGCUUUAACCGCGCCGUGCAGCAGGUCACCUACAGGAACUCUCUGCGCUUCGCCACGCCCGGAGUCCGACCCCUGAAACUGACCACCUCCCUCAGAUGUUUCAAUGAGGAGAGCUGCCUGUCCCUGAAGCAGCUGGAGGGAUACCUGGUGGUCCUGCAGCCCGACGCCCCUCAGAUCUCUCUGUCCGGGGUCGGCCCUCACCUGGCCCGCCCUGCCCCUGAGUUUGAGGGGCCCCGCGGGGUCCCUCUGUUCCCCGAGCUGAGGAUCGUCUGCUCCCUGUCUCACGCCGUCAACACGGCUGCACAGGGGAUGGAGGGUGGAGCGCUGAUGUCCGACGCCGUGGCUCACACUCUGGACGGCUGUGAGGUGCAGCCUCUGGGGGAGGAGCUGAACCCAGAGAGGGAGGAGCUGCUGGUGGACAUGGACGUGGUGCGAGAGAGAGGGCUGGAAAUCAUCAACACUACGGCUUAUAUUGCCAUCACAGGUGCUGAAUCCAUCUCCGUGUACGAAGACGUCCUCCGUUCGGUCCACUACCGCCUGGCUAAAGGCUCGGCCCGCUUCGAGAGGCGGUUCCGCCUGUCCUGCUCCGAGAUGAAUGGCAGAUACACCAGUAAUGAGUUGACUCUGGAGGUGAACUUCCUCCACUCUCUGGACAGUCUGUACCACCCGUCCCACCUGCUGGCCUCCCAGCAGCAGUUCCACCCGUUGCACCACGCCGGAGAGUUGAGCGGACACACCCUGCCCAACCCUCACCGCAACUCAGUGGUGCCGGGAGCAGCCACCGUCAUCAUCAUGGUGUGUGUGGGUUUCCUGGUUGUCAUGGUGAUCCUGGGAGUGUUUCGGAUUCGUUCCAUCCAUCGCCGUGAUGAGGGAGCCAGGGACGGGGCUAAGGAGGGCGGCAACCAAUGGGACGACUCCGCCCUCACCAUCAUCGUCAACCCAAUGGAGUCCUACGACUCUCGUAUGGGCAUCUCUGCCGACACGGAAGGGGAGGGGGAGGAGGAAGAGGAGGCAGCGGAGUCACCUGAAGACGGCAGCGACGACCAGCGAAUCAUCAAGAAGGAAGGGAGGGACGCCCGCCGCUACUGAGCCACACUGGGCUCUGCACCAGUUCUCAUGGAAACCACAAACCGGCUCACACACUUCAACACUUUUAAAAAUCAACGACUGCUGACACUAGUAUAAGGAAUGUAUGCUUACAAACACGACGCACAACACAGUCACUGUAAUGCUCUUGACGCUCAACGCCAUACGUGACCUAUAGCCAACAACGGGCAGUUGUUCUCCACCUAAAUGUUCAAUGGCACAAUGUAUACAUUUAAUGUAAAUUAUCCGCCUGAGCAAAACCCCACCAAACUCGUCUGUGGUGCACCAGUUCUAAAUCACACGGUGGUAAUGUGUCUGUAAAGUGUAAUACUGGUUGAAUGAGACUACUUUUGUUUUAAAAAAAGAGAGAUUGUAUUUUAUCUUUUGUUAUUGAACACAGAGUGAAAUCUUUACAAAGUGGAACAGGCCUUGAAUAGAUCCCGACAUGUCUCUGACUCCCUUAUUAGACUCGACUCGAGAAGUCUGUGCACAAGCUCUUUCCUCCCUCUUUGCAUCCUCUCUCGACACAUUCCUCGAGUGGAGACAGUGAGGUCAGACAUCACAGUCACUCCAACUGACCCAUAAAAACUUCAACGAAGCUUGCAGGUAUUUUUCUUUUGGUGUUGUGACUACUUAGGCUCCUGACUACAUUUUACGUUGGGCUGAUGAUAAGACGAGAGGAUCUAUCAACCACACACCCCACCCAAGUUAUGCAAUACCCAGAUGCAUUAAAGCCUCUCGGUGUUGAGUCAGGAGGAGCAGAGUUUUAGCUUGUGAAGACAGAACAUCGUCAUAUACAGUAAACCCGUGACCUCUGACCCCUCUCACAGUGACCACUGGAAUGUCUCUUAAAUGACUCUCACUGCACUGUUUCACUCACUGCACACUGCUUCUACAAUAAGACGUCACAUGCAACAACACACACACACACCUACGUACACACACCUCAUAAUGCUACCCCUGCUGUUUCCAGAAUGUCCGCUCAGCUUGGGCAGUUUUGAUUGUAUUGAUUGUAAUGAAUUUUCUGUACAUACGAGGAUGAAUAUUGUGAUAUUAUUGUUAUUACUAUUAUUAUUGCAGCCACUCUCUUUUUUUUUUGCACACUUUGAGAGGGAGCAGGUUUACUUUUUUCCAUUCGAGUGAUCACCUUUACAGCAUCAGAAAACAGUGUGAUAAUAAUACUAAUAAUAAUAGUAGUAGUAGUGAUAAGGAUGAGAAUCCCUGGCUUGAUGAGUGUCUCUUAAUUUGUGUGUAAUAUUGUUGUAAUUUAAGAACUUGUCAAUAUCUGAAUCACAGAAAAAGGAGGGCACAUUGUUGUGAUACUUAGAUACGUCUCACUCAUUUCACACUUUUUUCACAUUUCAAAACUGAACCUUUAAUUUAUUUUCUAUCUCACUCCAUGAAAUAUAUUUGGGUCAAUGAAUGUACAACUGUGUGCUUCUCCUCACCUAUCCCCCCCCUCGGCCUCCCUGUCUCUCCCCCUCACCUUCCCGUCACUCUCCCUCUGUGUCUCUUGCUGUCUGUGUAACCUAUCAAUGUGCAGUGCUAAACCUGUCAGUAAAUAAAGCCUGUCGUUUUUGAGUGUGAUGUUAAGAAAGGAAUAAACAUUGCAUUGAUUAAUAACUUAUAUUAUUACUAUGUUACUAUUGGAACAUGACCUGUAAUUAUUGAUACAAUGAUGACAUGGAUUAUGCUGACUAAUUGUUAUUGAGAACUGUCAGAAAACAUUACGAAAUUCAUAAUAAAAACACUAUAUGACGUC
Messenger RNA from Eleginops maclovinus (Patagonian blennie), 4902 nucleotides. RefSeq names its product calsyntenin 3 (gene clstn3). Gene Ontology annotation, molecular function: kinesin binding; X11-like protein binding; calcium ion binding. NCBI's taxonomy places the organism in Eukaryota, Metazoa, Chordata, Actinopteri, Perciformes, Eleginopidae. Gene Ontology annotation, biological process: positive regulation of synaptic transmission; homophilic cell-cell adhesion; positive regulation of synapse assembly. Gene Ontology annotation, cellular component: cell surface; postsynaptic membrane. The record is from RefSeq and is a predicted model, not a curated record.